GACAGCUCACGUGGGUGACGUCUGCAUCUGUGUCCCUGGCCUUUUAUAAAGAGGAGUCUGUGUGCUGGCAGCAGACACCCCCGGGCUGCACGGCUGGCGCUGAGUGGACAGGACUUGAGGGACUUGCCCCUGGCCAGGGGGUGCAAGGAAGCCAGGGCUGUAGGGAGGGGGCCUCACCCUCCGGGUUCCUCCUGCUGCAGGCACACUUGAGGCACCUGAGUCGUCGGGACGCACCCGGGAAGAUGAGCCCCUGCUUGGCACCUGGGAUGGCCCUUUGCCUCCUGCUGGGGACUCUGGCAGCAGGGGCCAAGCCUGUGCAGGAGGAGGGAGACCCCUAUGCCGAGCUGCCCGCCAUGCCCUCCUGGCCUUUCUCCACCUCUGACUUCUGGAACUAUGUGCAGUACUUCCAGACUCUGGGGGCCUACCCGCAGAUGGAGGACAUGGCCCGCACCUUCUUUGCUCACUUCCCCCUGGGGACCGCCCUGGGCUUCCAUGUCCCCUACCAGGAGGAGUGAGCGAUCCCCCCGCCUGGUGCCUCCUGGGGAGCUGGGCCUGGCCUCACACUAAAUAAACUCCUGACUUA
Molecule: messenger RNA, 583 nt
Organism: Manis javanica (Malayan pangolin)
Lineage: Eukaryota; Metazoa; Chordata; Mammalia; Pholidota; Manidae
Gene: OTOS
Product: otospiralin
Biological process (GO): sensory perception of sound
Source: RefSeq, a predicted model, not a curated record